Messenger RNA from Aspergillus campestris IBT 28561, 1035 nucleotides. Its product is annotated as fumarylacetoacetate hydrolase family protein. Gene Ontology annotation, molecular function: acetylpyruvate hydrolase activity. The record is from RefSeq and is a predicted model, not a curated record. Bases 42 to 929 code for a protein of 295 amino acids. NCBI's taxonomy places the organism in Eukaryota, Fungi, Ascomycota, Eurotiomycetes, Eurotiales, Aspergillaceae. The transcript is spliced from 5 exons.
UCUCUUCCUUUUGUCCUUCUCAACUACACAUCUACACAGCCAUGUCGAAGAUCGCAUCUACUUUCUCGCGCCUCGUGCGCUUCACGCCCAAAUCCAACCCCGCCAAAACCCUUAUCGGCGAGCCGACAGAUCCCCAGAUCGACGUGGGACUAGCCCUCUACCAGGGUAAAGACGUCUCCGUACGUCCUUUCUCCGGCAACUCGGUGCUCAGCCCGGGUCAAAAGACAGAGACCACCGAGAACAUCGGCCGGUUGCUGUCUCCCCUGGCGCAGAGCGAAGUCGGGUCCAUCCGAUGCAUUGGUCUUAACUAUGCAUCGCACGCUGCCGAGAUGAAACUGGCUAUUCCUGAUGUGCCUACGCUGUUCAUGAAGCCUUCUACCUCGUUGGCGGACCCGUGGCCGGCUCCGACUGUCUUGCCGAAGCUUACGCAGGUGGACAAUACGGGUGAUUAUGAGUCGGAGAUGGCUGUUGUUAUUGGUCGCGACGCUAAGGAUGUCAGUGAGGCUGACGCCUUGGACUAUGUAAUUGGGUACACGGCGGCAAAUGAUGUCUCCAGUCGGACGUCGCAGAUGAACCAGAGUCAGUGGUGCUUUUCAAAGGGGUUUGACGGUGCUUGUCCCAUUGGCCCCGUCCUCGUCUCCGCCGCCUACUUCCCCGACGCCAGCAAAUUCCACAUCCGCGGCCUCAAAAACGGCCAGAUCAUGCAAGACUGCCCCCUAACCGACCUCAUCUUCAGCGUCCCCAAACUCAUUAGUUUUCUCUCGCAGGGCACCACUCUGCCCGCGGGGACUAUCAUCCUGACGGGUACGCCGCCGGGCGUGGGCGCCGCGAAGAACCCCAAGGGUUUCUUGAAGGCAGGUGACGACUUUGCUAUUGAGUUGCUGCCGCAUGUGGGGACGCUCAUCACGAAAAUGGAGAAUCAGGUAUAGAUCCGUUUAUCUCUUUGUGACAGAAGGUACCCUGUCACUGCUAUGACUAGGCUUAGGUGGGGAAGGAACAGAAGUCUAGUAGCAAAUGUUUUGCAUAUAAACCAAU